This is a messenger RNA of Colletotrichum truncatum, 3192 nucleotides long. RefSeq names its product karyogamy protein. Gene Ontology annotation, cellular component: mating projection tip; spindle pole body; cell cortex. NCBI's taxonomy places the organism in Eukaryota, Fungi, Ascomycota, Sordariomycetes, Glomerellales, Glomerellaceae. Gene Ontology annotation, biological process: nuclear migration along microtubule; establishment of spindle localization; mitotic spindle orientation checkpoint signaling. The record is from RefSeq and is a predicted model, not a curated record.
AUGUCGGUCGGGGGAGCAGCUGCGGCAGAGGCCGAGGCAGAGGCAGAAGUCAGCUGUAACAACACCGCCGAUGCCAACGCCUCAAACGAGUUGGUUCCCAGCCACCAACUACAGCGUCCACAGCACCCAGGGCACCCACCGGAUCAGGCACAGGCCCCGAAGGCCGCCCCUACAACCACAGCGGACCUAGACCUGGGAUUCUCUGACGUCUCCAGUCCCCAUCUUUUCCAGCUGCAGGCCCCAUUCGGAGUCGUAAACAACAACAACAUCGCCAAUACCGAUAACAAUCCUACUACCACAGGAUCGCCCGCAAGUGCAGUGCACAAUAAUUCGACAAUUUCCCGUCUCGCAUCGGAGUCCGGCUCGCCCAUCGCAAACAAAACCAUCCAACCGCGCAAACCCUCGCCCGGUUUGACUGCACGCCUCAAGGCACUUGGUUUGGCCACUCACAAGAAGUCAGCAGAUCCGCUUCCCAAUCAACAAGACAACAUUGGCCGCUUGCCCGAAGAUCAAAUCCGCCAACUCGACGAAAACCAUAAGACGAACUCCGGCGAUUCGAUAAUACAUCGUCGUGGCCGCCCGUGGAAGGGUAUACUGCACCACAAAUUUUCGGAAGCUUCAAACACAUCAACAAACGCAUCAAUAGAACGGCCCGGCACUGAAGCACCGUCGUCCACCACAGACGUUGCCCUGGGCGCGUCUCUUGUCCUACCGGAGAUCAUAACAACAGAACCGCUGGACAUGGAGACACACAAGUACCGCUUGCCCGACCACACCAAUGGAAACGGCACUAAGGUCCAGCUCGAGACACGACGAGAGCAUCUCGAACGAAGCGCCUCACAAACAUCCACUGAUCAACCACCUCCUCCGCCGCCGAAGGACACGCCGCCCGUCCCGCAAGCCGAAUUCACACCCGACCUAGCCUCUUAUUUAAAUCCUAGUCACCAGCGACCAGGCUCCAUCUACACACUUUCGCGCGCCUCGUUCGCUAACCAGUUAGCUCAGCUAACUUCUUUGCAACUUCCCGAUGCUGAGUCACUUUCAAGCAAAGUCUCCGCGAUCCCGACCGCCCAGAUCGCAUCAAAGGCCCUUAUCAACGCUGCCGAGCAAAUCCGGAGCUGGAUUUACAAGGCUUCAGAGGUCAUCGGUGGCCUGGACAGUGAUGAUGACGUCGAAUGGGCAGCUGCGGGUGGCCGCGAAGGUCUGGAAGAAGUUGAGAACGCCAUUUAUCGCUUCGAGGAGUUGAUCAAAGUCUAUGUUAGUGCCAUCGAAGAGUUGCAAUGUCGUGAGGACAUAGCCGAUGUUCCGCCUACCGACCUUCAUCGUGCCGUUUCCCAGAUGGAGUCCAUCAUCGAAGAGUGGGCCAACAUAAAAGCAACCCUGAACACCGUCAAAGGCCAGGUGGAAAUUGCAAUGGAGUGGGAAGAGCUUUGGAAUUUAGUCCUCGGAGAUAUUCAGACUGAAAUGGACGAACUGAGUCGCCUGGUGUUCGAGAUGGAAGAGCGUCGCCAUAAGUCCCUGAUGGCUGCAGCGACUGGCGACGGCGUUGAUAUAGGAGAUCUGGAAAACAUCGUGGAGGAUACUCCUCCCCCAGUGUCAAAGACGCAAGCUCAGACGCGGUUCAGUUUGACAGGCUUGGCUCUCAGCCCUGGAUCAACAUCACCAAGCACACCCACCUUGUCGCAGGAUGACUCGAGUCUGUUGGCGUUGUUUGCGAGAAUGCAACCUUUGCGCGCAUCACUAGACUUCCUCCCUAUGAGACUCGCUGUUUUCGCAGCCAGGGCUGAGAAGUCCUUCCCGACAGCUUGCGAAGAAUUGGAGAUGCGACGCGCUGGACUCGAUGGCAGCUACAAGAAGUUGGAAAAGGAUGCUGAAUCCCUGCGGAAAGAGUUGGGUGAGGAUCGAUGGGUCCUGGUUUUCCGUGGCGCUGGACGCCAGGCCCAGAAGAUGAUCGAAUCUGUCGAAAGAUCUAUGAAGAAGUUGAGAGAGGGUGUCGACACUGGCGUGCACUUGAGCAGUCCGCCUACGAUGAGCAAGAAGAUUGAAAGUUACGAUGCCAAGAAGACUCAUUACGGCCCUGCCAUCGAACGAGUUUUGGCCAUCAUUGACAAGGGCGUUAAGGAUCGACUCACAGUCAACGGUGAGAUCCUGCGACUUCACGCGGAGAUGCAGUCCAAGUGGGAGUCGAUCAAGGACGAAAUGAGAGAGAUGGAUGUGGUGGUUGAUGAGGUUCAAGCGGACAAUCGGGGCCAGCAGUUGAGAGACUCCAUCUCGAGCAUGUUAUCGAAUGAUCGCUCAACAAUUGGCAGCGGUCGCGAGACUCCGGGCAGUUCACCUCCUUCAUCAGUCAUUAUGUCAAGCCUUGGCUUUGAACCUAUGACACCCACGCCCAAGAUGGCGAAGAAUCGUUCGGCGAGUAGUGGCCAUCUGCCGCAGCCUUCGGGACGGCGACAGUCGUCAUUGCCGACGCCGUCCCAGGUCACGCGCAAGCCUUUGACUUCCCGACUGUCGAGCAUGACCUCGAGACUUGGCACCCCAUCUGCGGCUAGCAUCCCUAGACCUCACUCGACGCUACCAAACCGCCCUAGAUGGAACAGCUCAACAAAUACCACGGAUGUCGGCAUUGGACAUAACUUCAAGCCUCUCAGCCUCACAUCACCAAGCCCGUAUGCUAAAAGUACAUCGCCUGUUGUUCGUCCACCUUCUUCUUUAACUCCACGAUCAUCGUCGCCUGGUGGCAGUAGACUACCUACAAUUCGCGGUCCGUUCAACCGAGACUCUUCCGCAUCGCCUAUGCCCGAAGAUACCCCUACUAAGAGACCUCCCUCUAAACUAUCGUUCCGCGAGCGAUUGGCCUCUCCUGGUCCGUAUUCCCAGCAAAUGCUGUCAAAGCCACGCCUGUCCUCGUCUGUUUCGACAUCUGGCUUAGAAUCCCAGUCCAGCCGGCGUGCUUCUCUGCAGCCACCCAGAUCUCAUUUGACUGCCGACGACAGACGACCAAGUCGCCCCGCCAGCUCUCUCGCUUCGACUCGGCGAACCAGUUUGUUGCCCCAGCCCAAAGCCCCGAGCGCAACAACUGGCCGAGAAACACCCUCUUUCGGCAUGACGCCUCGCAGUGCCACCCGCAAGACUCUGCCAGAGUUGUCUAAAAGUACUUCAGCUGCGAGUAGUAAGCCCCGAUGGCGGGCCUAG